UUAUUUGAUCCACUGAAAAAUGGUUCCCAGUUUUUUUCUCAAUACUGUUUCUUGUCUGAUCCCAGAAGAGAAGGAUCCAUUGUACUGGGACCUGUGGCAUGCAUGCGCGGGCCCCCUCGCCGCUGUUCCUCGAGUCGGUGAGAAGGUCUUCUACCUCCCACAAGGACACAUCGAACAGGUUGAGGCAUUCUCAAAGCUUGAUAAUGAUCUGAAAAUGCCCAUCUACCAUAUACCUUCCAACAUUCAGUGCGCAGUUGUAAAUGUUGAGUUAAAGGCGGAAAAGGAAACAGAUGAGGUGUUCGCUCAAAUAACACUGCUUCCAGAAACGAAGAAUGACAAUAACCUGCGGCAUGGACUGCUUGAAUCUCUCCCUCGGAGUCCUCAGAGGCCUAAAGUGUUCUCCUUCUCCAAAGUUCUCACUGCAUCUGAUACAAGCACGCAUGGCGGAUUCUCUGUUCUCAAGAGGCACGCUGAUGAAUGCCUUCCACCUCUGGACAUGUCUCAGCAAACCCCAUCACAGGAACUGAUAGCUAAAGAUCUCCAUGGUGUACAAUGGCGUUUCCGUCAUAUAUAUCGUGGCCAGCCUAAGCGACAUCUUCUCACUAGUGGUUGGAGUACGUUUGUUAGCAGUAAAAGGCUAACAACGGGUGACGCUUUCAUUUUCCUUAGGGGCGAGAAUGGAGAACUUCGUGUUGGGACUCGUCGUUCUACGAAGCCACAAAGCAAUGCUUCAGCAUCUGUGAUAUCUGGUCACAGCAUGCAAAUUGGAGUUGUUGCCACUACAUCCCAUGCGCUUUCCACUGGGACCAUCUUCAGCGUGUACUACCGGCCUAGGACAUGCCCAUCUGAAUUCAUAGUUCCUUAUGAUCAAUACAUAGCAUCAAUCAGUAGGGUUUAUUCAGUUGGAAUGAGAUUCAGAAUGAAGUUUCAGUCUGAAGAAUUUCCAGACCAAAGUCUUGCAGGUACUGUAGUUGAUGUAGAAGAUCUUGAUCCGAUUGGCUGGCCUGGUUCUAAAUGGAGGUGUCUCAAGGUUCGUUGGGAUGAGACCUCUGCAACAGCAAUGCUUCCUGACAGGGUUUCCCCAUGGAAGAUUGAACCAAUAGGAGUUACCAGCAUGAGCUGUCCUUCACUUCUAUCCCGAGUAAAGAGAGCAUGUCCUAGUCAUUCAGCAACUCAUGAACCAUCAUCAUCCACCUUGGUAGCAGAUGGCUCAUCACAGGGUUCAAUCAUGCCUGGACUACCAACUCAGAGACAGCCAGGGGUCUUGCAAGGUCAAGAAAUGGGAGACACAAGUGCUCACAGCUCAGGGAAUGUGCAGAGGCCAUUUUUGCCACUUCGAGUUCCUCCCCUGAGCUCUGAUAAAGUUCAGACACAGAUGGAGUUGGAGAACAACCUGCCCCUUCCAAUGCAUGCUCCACCUUAUCUGUAUUCUGGAAAUGCUAUACCUAAUGGAAUUCGGCAAGGUUCAGGGCUUAGUACCUACCGUCCUCCGCCAUUUUCUUCAUAUGGGUCUGGUGGAAAAGUUGGAUUAAGAAGGAACUGCUCUGGUUCAGAUUUUGCCUCCCAUGGUUCUGGACUGCAGGAACAGAUGGCUCCUGAGAAAAGAGAAAGAACUGAGAGACCAAUGAUCCAACCAAAACCCAGCGGAAGUUGCAUGCUCUUUGGUGUUGAUUUAGUUAAAAGGCCUACAGUGUGUCCAUCACAGCCUGUUGUGGCUGGUGGAGAGGUCCGCCAUCCUUCCCCUGUUCCUACAUUGGCAUCUCAGUCGGGCACUACAGAGUCGGUGCAGCUCUCAGAGCCAUCCAGGAGAAUGAAUCCAUCCAAUUCCUGUGCAUCCGGCAGCCUUCCGGAGAAACCCUGCAAAAACUGUUGCUCAAUUGCUAGCCGGAGUUUCACCAAGGUCCACAAGUAUGGAAGUGUUCUUGGGCGAUCAGUGGACUUAACAAGAUUCAAUGGGUAUGAUCAACUUGUUGGUGAGCUUGACCAGAUGUUUGAAUUUGGAGGGAAGCUCAAGGAUAGAAGCAAUGGCUGGGUCAUUGCAUACAAAGACAUUGAUGGUGACAUAAUGUCUAUUGGGGAUUCUCCAUGGCUAGAGUUCCGGUCGAUGGUGCGAAAGCUGUUAAUCUACCCAGAGAAAGAAGCUGACAAGCUAUUGGCAAGAUCCCCCACUUCUCCAGAUGAUAAAAUCACUUGAAGCUCUUUUAGUUUCAGAUAGAUUCCCUGCAUCUUCUGGUGUCCUGGAGGCAUGUAAAGAAUACGUGAUAAUAUGGAGAGGGAAAGGUUCUAGGAGGGACCUCCA
This is a messenger RNA of Nelumbo nucifera (sacred lotus), 2299 nucleotides long. RefSeq names its product auxin response factor 23-like. Gene Ontology annotation, molecular function: DNA binding. Gene Ontology annotation, biological process: regulation of DNA-templated transcription; response to hormone. Gene Ontology annotation, cellular component: nucleus. Lineage: Eukaryota; Viridiplantae; Streptophyta; Magnoliopsida; Proteales; Nelumbonaceae. The record is from RefSeq and is a predicted model, not a curated record.